Molecule: messenger RNA, 776 nt
Organism: Ananas comosus (pineapple)
Lineage: Eukaryota; Viridiplantae; Streptophyta; Magnoliopsida; Poales; Bromeliaceae
Product: inosine triphosphate pyrophosphatase-like
Exons: 6
Biological process (GO): nucleoside triphosphate catabolic process
Cellular component (GO): cytoplasm
Molecular function (GO): nucleoside triphosphate diphosphatase activity
Source: RefSeq, a predicted model, not a curated record
GGUUUGCUUAUUUUUUGCGGAAUAAUUAAUAAAAUUGUGAAAUUGCCAGUGCCAGAAUUGCAAGGGGAACCGGAAGAAAUAUCGAAAGAAAAGGCUCGCUUAGCUGCGACUCAGGUUAACGGGCCGGUACUCGUGGAGGACACUUGUCUAUGUUUUAAUGCUCUUAAGGGUCUCCCAGGCCCUUACAUAAAGUGGUUUCUUCAGAAGAUCGGGCAUGAAGGUUUGAACAAUAUAUUGAAGGCUUAUGAAGACAAAUCAGCUUAUGCUAUGUGCAUAUUUUCUCUUGCUCUUGGACCGACCAGUGAACCGAUUACGUUUGUGGGGAAAACAGAGGGCAAAAUUGUACCUCCCAGAGGCCCUGCCGAUUUUGGCUGGGAUCCAAUUUUUGAACCGGAUGGAUACGAGCAAACCUAUGCUGAGAUGCCAAAGGAAGAGAAGAAUAAGAUCUCCCACCGCUCGAAAGCCCUCGCGAUGGUGAAAGCGCACUUUGCGACUGCUGACUAUGUCUUUCAGAUAUAUGUAUCAGAUUUUUCUUUACUUAGUUGAGGAUACGAAUGCGAUAGAAUAUCGGCAACUUGUUUAGCUCAUUGAUCAGGCAUUACACUUAUACAUUUGCGAAUUGAUAUGCUAGUUAGGAAACUGUAAUUGUUUUGAUCUUUCUGAUAACAAGUAAUUAUGAGAUUAUUAUCAGAGUGUUAUUACAUUGUUUGGACACCCGUUGCAUUCGCUUUGAGCCAUUACUGCAUAAUAAAAAUUGUUCAUGUGGGUUUCUUGGU